Mangifera indica (mango) is the source of this 639-nucleotide messenger RNA. Its product is annotated as blue copper protein 1a-like. The transcript is spliced from 2 exons. Gene Ontology annotation, molecular function: electron transfer activity. The record is from RefSeq and is a predicted model, not a curated record. NCBI's taxonomy places the organism in Eukaryota, Viridiplantae, Streptophyta, Magnoliopsida, Sapindales, Anacardiaceae. Bases 37 to 552 code for a protein of 171 amino acids.
UCAACACCAACUUCCAUUGAUUCCUUCUGUAAAAUUAUGGCACCGACUGUUGCUCAAGGGCUUGUUCUACUCGUUGCUGCAGCUUCAAUGUUGACAGUAGCCACGGCUAACGGGGGCUGGUCCAAUGGCUACAACUACACUUUCUUUCCUCCCAUUCCUAAGAAUGGCUCCCAUAACAAAAACCAUCCUAACAUUAUCAGAGUGGGUGGCUCCGAUAACUGGCACUUCGGCUUCAACUACAGCGUCUGGGCUUUCCAAAAUUCUCCCUUCUACGUUAAUGACACUCUUGUUUUCAAGUAUGAUCCUCCGAGAGCAAACGUUUUUCCUCACAGUGUUUACUUGCUGCCAAAUCUUUGGAGUUAUUUAUCGUGCGACCUCUCGAAGGCCAAAAUGAUUGCAAACUCCACCCAAGGCGGCGGCGAGGGGUUCAAGUUUGUUCUGAAGAAGUGGCAGCCUUACUACUUUGCUUGCGGUGAACGUGGUGGCCUCCAUUGCAGAGACGGCAACAUGAAGUUUAUGGUUAUGCCGCUGCUCCGCCGUUGGAAUUACUAGUGAUCUUCUCAAAAACGAUAAUAAUACAAGGCAAACCCAAAGGAUAUACUUUUGUCUUCUUUUUGGACGUCUUAUUAAAAUUUUUUA